AAGGGAUACAGCGAGUCAAAGCACGAGAACAGAAGCAAACGAUUCACUGAAGAGACGUUUAAUCUGAAUAUAUUUCUGACACAGCAUGGAAGUAACAAACACAAGGCGGAUCGUCCUACUGGGAAAAACUGGAACUGGGAAAAGCAGUCUGGCUAAUACCAUAUUUGGAGAAGCUACAUUCCAAAUUAGAAGUUUCAAUGACUCAAAUGAAUCUUUUUCUCAAAGCAAAACCAAGACUGUUGAUGGAAAAAGUCUAACUUUGAUCGAUACUCCUGGUUUCUUUGACCCAAGCAGGUCUGGGAUCUUGAAGCGUGAGAUACUGAGGUGUAUCGCAGAGUGCGCUCCGGGACCUCAUGCUUUUCUCAUUGUUCUCAAAGUAGAGAAAUUCACAGAGCACGAGAAGGCCGUCAUCACACAAUUAUGUAAGCAUUUCUCAGAAGAUGUCUUUAAAUAUGCUGCAGUUGUCUUUACUCGUGGUGACCAGCUCCUUGAAGGAAUGAAGAUCGAGGACUUUGUUACUCAAAGUGAAGACCUGACUGAUCUGGUGAAGAAGUGCGGGAACCGGUGCCACGUCAUUGACAAUAAAUACUGGAAGAACAAUCAGGAAGAUGACUAUAGAAACAACAAGUUCCAGGUGGCAGCGCUGCUCAAUAGCAUAGAAAAAAUAGUGACUGAAAACAGUGGAGGCUACUACACCAAUGAAAUGAUCCAAAGAGUGGAGAAAGAAAUUCAAAAAGAGGAAAAGUGCAUUAGAAAGUUAUCAGAAAAUCUGUCACAGGAAGAGAUCAGAAAGCAGGCUAAAAGUAACAUCAUUAAGAAACAGGUGGAAAAAGAACAAAAAGCACAUCUUAAAUAUUUUGUGGGUUUAGCAGUCUUUGCAGGAGUACUUGCAACUAUCUCAGCUUUGUUGAAAUCAAAUAAAAGCUGGGAAGGUAUUAAUGCACUGUCUUCUGUAGUGGAACAAAUCCCAGAGAAAAUCCCAGAGAUGAUCCCAAUUCAACCUAAACCAGUCCCAGUUCCACUCCCAGUACCUUGUGAAUAUGAAGUUGUAAUGGGUUUUGAGGCCAUCUGGAAUAAACUUCAUGCUUUGUAUGAGAGAACAUUCGAUCCAUGGAAUCUGUUUGAGUAAUGCACAGGGAUGCACAGCUAAAACAAUAAAACAGAUGAAUCACCAGACGU
Messenger RNA from Archocentrus centrarchus (flier cichlid), 1179 nucleotides. RefSeq names its product GTPase IMAP family member 7-like. Gene Ontology annotation, molecular function: GTP binding. The transcript has 2 exons. The coding region runs from base 86 to 1129 and encodes 347 amino acids. NCBI's taxonomy places the organism in Eukaryota, Metazoa, Chordata, Actinopteri, Cichliformes, Cichlidae. The record is from RefSeq and is a predicted model, not a curated record.